Molecule: messenger RNA, 2283 nt
Organism: Serendipita indica DSM 11827
Lineage: Eukaryota; Fungi; Basidiomycota; Agaricomycetes; Sebacinales; Serendipitaceae
Source: the annotation of a GenBank genome assembly
AUGCUACGCAUAGUCUCUACAACGGGUGCAUCCACUCCUGUCAAAACUUGUGCCCAACGAGUCGCCCAAGGCGUCACAACCGCCUCGAAUUCCCGCCUACGUCUAGGCAAGUUGUGCCACGCCGUGGACACCAAAAAUUAUACAACGCUAACGGUAUUUACACCAACAGCUUCCGGUUGUCGAUCAUUUACUUCUUCUGCCUCGCGGAGAGCCGCGCCAGACAUCACUUUGACGGUUGAUGGCAAGGAAGUCACGGUUCCCGCAGGCUCUGCUUUGAUCCAGGCUUGCGAGGCUGCGGGCUCGCCUAUUCCACGGUUUUGCUACCAUGAUCGACUGGCAAUUGCUGGUAACUGCAGGAUGUGUCUCGUCGAAGUGGCGCGCUCUCCCAAGCCAGUAGCCUCAUGCGCUAUGCCUGCUAUGCCAGGUGCCGUCGUGUUUACAAAUACCCCUCUCGUCCAUGAAGCCCGGGAGGGCGUGAUGGAGUUUUUACUGGCUAAUCAUCCGUUGGACUGCCCUAUCUGUGACCAAGGAGGAGAAUGUGACUUGCAGGACCAGUCAAUGAGAUAUGGCUCAGACCGCACUCGUUUCCACGAGAUUGCCGGCAAACGAGCAGUAGAAAACAAGGACCUUGGCCCCCUUGUCAAGACGGUCAUGAAUCGCUGCAUCCAAUGCACGCGCUGCGUUCGCUUUGCCAACGAAGUAGCCGGAGUCGAGGAGCUUGGUACCACUGGACGAGGAAAUUACAUGCAGAUUGGCAUGUAUGUGGAGAAGGUCAUGGACUCGGAGCUCUCGGGCAAUAUUGUCGAUCUCUGUCCCGUCGGUGCACUUACUUCGAAGCCCUAUGCGUUCCACGCUCGACCGUGGGAGCUAAAGAACACAGAGUCGGUGGACGUGAUGGAUGCCGUUGGUUCCAAUAUCCGUAUCGACUCGAGAGGGACGACUGUCAUGCGGAUACAGCCAAGAACCAACGACGACGUCAACGAAGAAUGGAUCUCGGACAAGACAAGAUAUUCAUACGAUGGCCUGCGGUUCCAACGACUCGAUACUCCGCUCAUCAAGCAGGGAGAUCGAUUUGUUCCAGCAACCUGGGAGGAAGCCCUCGAAGCAGUCGCUACCGGCUUGAAGUCGAGUGGCGCAAAAGGCGACGAAAUCAAAGCCAUUGCCGGCCAACAUGCUGAUACAGAGUCACUCGUCGCACUCAAAGACCUUGUCAAUCGGUUAGGAUCGGACAACCUUGGACUCGAUUCUGCACGAAAUGGUGCGGCGCCAUUCCAUGGCGUCGAUAUUCGUUCCAAUUACCUGUUCAACUCGACUAUUCCCGGACUUGACGAAGCGGACGUUAUCUUGUCCUGGAUCCACACCGGCCUCGAGGUGGGCUUGAUUGGAGAAAAAGUGGACACGGCGUACGGCUACGAACACCUCGGCGAAGGCGCUCAGGCCGUUCUGGACUUUGUCGCUGGCAAGGGAGAGUUUGCAAAGAAGUUCAAUGGCGCGAAGAAGCCCAUGAUUAUCGUGGGUAGCGCUGUCGCUGAACAUGCCGACGGAGGAGCGACCUUCAAGGCUUUAUCCAAGUUUGUCCAAGCCAACAAAGCGAAGAUGCUUACCCCUGAAUGGAAUGGCUUCAACGUUCUGCAAAGGGCCGCCUCUCAUGCCGCCGCCUAUGACAUCGGUUUCGUUCCAUCUGCCAAAGCUGCAGCCACUCAGCCGAAAUUUGUCUAUUUACUCGGCGCAGAUGAGGUCGAACCUUCAUCACUCCCUCGGGAUGCAUUCGUUGUCUACCAAGGACAUCAUGGUGACCUCGGUGCUCAAUUGGCAGACGUUGUCCUACCCGGAUUCGCGUAUACUGAAAAGGGAAGCACAUGGGUCAACACCGAGGGACGCACUCAGCUCGGUCGCGGCGCAGUUUCGGCCCCUGGAGCAUCCCGAGAGGACUGGAAGAUCAUCAGGGCGAUUUCGGAGUUCGCGGGUAACCCACUUCCGUACGAUGACAUCUUGGCCCUGAGGGACAGAAUGUGGGAAAUUUCGCCUUCUCUCAUCCGCUACGGUGUCACAGAGAGGACGUCUCCCGAGGUUGCACUUGCGGGAUUGGCUCCUCUGGGUACCAAGACGAAGGAUGUUGCUGUCUCAGGGGCGGCGUUCAAGAAGCCGAUUUCCAACUUCUAUCAAACUGACCCCAUUUCGAGAGCUUCUGUCACCAUGGCCCAAUGCACUCGAUCGUUCGUGCAAGGCAAGGACUUUGGCAUGUCAGGUAGUGACAAAGCAUCGCAGGCCAGUUUCGCGUAA